ACACUCCAAUCCACAAAAUCUACCUUCCUCUUUUAAGUUGCAAAAAUAUCAAAAGUACAAGUUUGUACCAAAAAAAGAAGAAAAAAAUGACAAGUGGCAAGAAAAUAGAGUUGAUCUUCAUUCCUUCUCCAGGAAUUGGUCACUUAGUAUCCACAGUAGAAAUGGCAAAACUUCUCAUAACUAGAGAAAAAAACAUGUCCAUUACAGUUCUCAUUAUCCAAUCACCUCAUGACAACAAGCUCCCUUCUUAUAUUCAAUCAUUAACCAAUUUCAGCUCAAGUUUGAAAUUCAUUCACCUCCCUCAAGAUGACACUGUUUUAAAGCUACUCAAAAGUAACCUUUUCACCUCCUAUAUUCCUGCUCAUAAGCCUGCAGUUAGAGAUGUUGUAGCUGAAAUUAUCAAGACACAAUCAAAUGUUACACUAGCAGGUAUCGUCAUCGACUUAUUUUGCACCUCUAUGAUAGAGGUGGCCAAUGAAUUCGAGCUACCAACCUAUGUUUUCUACACCUGUGGAGCAGCUCCUCUUGGUCUUCAGUUCCAUAUACAGAGCCUUACUGAUGACUUUGGAAGAGAUUUUACUAAUUACAAAGAUGAACCUGAAGCAGAACUCUCUAUACCAACAUAUUUCAAUCCAUUUCCUGCAAAAUGUUUGCCCUCUGUCGCAUUAGACAAGGAAGGAGGUUCCACCAUGUUUCUUGACCUUACGAGAAGGUUUAGAGAAACCAAAGGUAUAAUGAUUAAUACCUUUCUUGAACUGGAUUCCCACGCGAUAAACUUCCUCUCACAAGACAAGAAUAUACCACCGGUUUACCCUGUGGGACCUGUAUUGAACCUUAAUAAUGUUCAAGGUGACAACUUGAGUUUAUCAGACCAGAAUAUGAUGAAAUGGUUAGAUGAUCAACCCACUUCAUCUGUAGUGUUCCUCUGUUUUGGUAGCGGAGGAAGUUUUACGAUAGAGCAAGUUAAGGAAAUAUCAUAUGCUCUCGAGAAUAGUGGGUGUCGGUUUUUGUGGACAUUGAGACAGCCACCACAGAAAGAUGCAACACUUCCAGAUGACUAUGAAAAUUUUGAAGAAGUACUGCCAGAAGGGUUCUUGCAGAGAACACAAGGGAUUGGAAAGGUGAUAGGAUGGGCACCUCAAUUGGCCAUUUUAUCUCACAAAGCAGUGGGUGGCUUUGUGUCGCACUGUGGAUGGAAUUCGACUUUGGAAAGCACCUAUUUUGGAGUGCCAAUGGCUACUUGGCCAAUGUACGCAGAGCAGCAAGCAAAUGCAUUUCAGUUGGUUAAGGAUUUGGAAAUGGCAGUCGAGAUCAAGAUGGAUUACAGGAAGGAACCGACAGGGAAGAUGGGCCAAAAAGUUAUAGUGAAAGCAGAGGAGAUUGAGAAAGCAAUAAGAGAACUUAUGGACCCUGAAAAUAAAAUUCGGAUGAAAGUGACGGAGAUGAAGGAGAAGAGCAGAGCAGCAACCAUGGAAGGAGGCUCUUCUUACACUUAUAUUGGAAGUUUCAUCCAGAGUAUCAUGGAGAAUACUCCAUGAUUAGCUGCUUUGAUAUGUUUUUCCUUGAACCUAGGGUCUAUCAGAAACAACCUCUCUACCUCUAGAAGGUGGGAUAAGGUUUGCAUACAGUUUACUCUCCCCUGACCCCACUUGUGGAUUACGUGGAGUAUGUUGUUGUUGUAAUUUGAUCGAUAUAGUUGGUUAUGUACCCUCGUUUCUAAGUCACUAGCAAAGCUUGCCCGUGCUGAGCACGACCAAGAUUGUAUUAGUUGUUAUAAUAUCUUUUUUUAGCUGAAUUUGUUUCACAUGAUAUACAAAUAUUUCAAAUAGUUUUAGUUCA
This is a messenger RNA of Solanum pennellii, 1839 nucleotides long. Its product is annotated as UDP-glucose flavonoid 3-O-glucosyltransferase 6-like. Gene Ontology annotation, molecular function: UDP-glycosyltransferase activity. The coding region runs from base 87 to 1538 and encodes 483 amino acids. The transcript is spliced from 3 exons. The record is from RefSeq and is a predicted model, not a curated record. NCBI's taxonomy places the organism in Eukaryota, Viridiplantae, Streptophyta, Magnoliopsida, Solanales, Solanaceae.